UUGAGGUUGUCCUUCGCUCAAGUUCGUUUUCAUUGCACGUGACAAUAGCCAAACAGAACAGAUAUAUGCAGCAAAGCGAGAGACGGGUUUAGUUAAUUUGCUGUCAAAAGUCUCGAAUUUCGUAUAUUUUUGUGUCGUUCGUUAGCACGUCCGAAAUAAAAGAACGUGUAUGUCUCGGUAAAUCAUUAAACGAAGUAUCUUUCCUACCAUGAUUAAAUUAUUUUCUCUAAAACAACAGAAAAAGGAUGGAGAAUCUCCAAGAGGUGGCACGCAGAAGAAAGCUUCCGCAGCCCAGCUCAGAAUAACGAAAGAUGUAAACGAACUUAAUUUGCCGAAAACGUGUCAGUUGGAUUAUCCAGAUCCAGAUGAUCUACUAAGUUUUAAAAUAACUAUUUGCCCCGAUGAGGGUUUUUAUCGAGGCGGAAGAUUCGUAUUUAGUUUCAAAGUUGGACCGAAUUAUCCACACGAACCUCCUAAAGUCAAAUGCGAAACCCAAGUUUAUCAUCCAAAUAUUGAUCUCGAAGGGAAUGUGUGCCUGAAUAUCUUAAGAGAAGACUGGAAGCCGGUUCUAACGAUCAACACGAUAGUAUAUGGAUUACAGUAUCUAUUUCUGGAGCCAAAUCCAGAAGACCCACUAAACAAAGAUGCAGCCGAGGUGUUGCAGAAUAAUCGUAGAGUGUUUGAACAAAAUGUCGCAAAGGCCAUGAGAGGUGGCUAUGUAGGACAAUUUUACUUUGAACGGUGCUUGAAGUGAUACAUUGCGCGCUACAAAGAGCGUGUGCACUCCCGUGGAUAUUCACUAUCGCAAUCGAGGUCUUCAAGGAUAUAGAGUACGAGUAUGGAGCACUGGUGUAGGACGCUUGCCAUAUCCCGUACGUUUUGCUUUCACUCGUAAGUUUUCGAGUGUCGUCGAGACCUCCGAUCACUUAAAACGUCGUCGACUAUUUUACGCUUUUGGGUCAAUAAAUCUAUUCUAAAAUUACAAGAAACAAGAAAAUGAAAAAUAUUUAUUAAAAAAAAAGGACUAUUCGCUAUCUGAGGAAGGAAAACAUUUCAAGACUUGUACAUAUAUUUACUGUGCACUAAAAAUUAUUAGAACACUUGGAUUUGGUUUCGAGUCGACCAUAGAGGAAGAAAGAAAGUCGACGCGGAAAAUCUAUCUGGAAAUGACCUCACUAUUUUCUAGUAUCAAGUAUCACGUUAUUUCUUGUUCACUCUUCAGUGGAAUUUCCCUGUAUUCGUUUUCCUCGUCUCUUUUCGGAUAAAAUAAAUGUCUGCUGGGUACCUAUUGAUAAUAUUGUACAAAGUCGAAACCCAGAGACAUCGAGGAAUUUUAUUUCAAUCAAGUCUAUGGAAUACUUUUGAUUUCCCGAAACAUUGUAUACCCAGUCUAGUAAUUUUUUAUUGUCCUCUGUAAGUCUUUGAGAUCAAUAAAUAUUAUUCCAAAUCUAAAGAUCGACGUCUAGCGACUGCUAUAAAUUGUCACAGUCAUUGGAGGGUUCGCAUAGGCAGCAUUUAUAUUAUUUGUCCUCUGAUUUUUUUCUUUACUUAAAAUCCAAAUUCGCAUGCCUAACAAAAUUAAUUUUUGUCUUUUUAAUCGCUGUGCAAAUCCUCCACUGAGGAAGUACAAAUUAUGCGUUACAUAUUAAUCACUCUGCAUUUAUUUAUGUUUAUCUUUGAACCAGGGCUGCUGGCUGUUGAUCAUCUUAUAACAAUUUCGCAAUAGUGCUCUCUUUUUCUUCGAAUUUAGGUAUAAACGUAAAGCUUCUUUUUGCCUUGGUUCAAGGAAGAGAGAAUACUAAUCUGUAACAAUUUCUUAGGAAUAUAAGGAUGUAAUGAUAAUAAAAACAAUCGAAAAUCCACUUUA
Belonocnema kinseyi is the source of this 1867-nucleotide messenger RNA. RefSeq names its product NEDD8-conjugating enzyme Ubc12 (gene UbcE2M). NCBI's taxonomy places the organism in Eukaryota, Metazoa, Arthropoda, Insecta, Hymenoptera, Cynipidae. The record is from RefSeq and is a predicted model, not a curated record. Bases 209 to 754 code for a protein of 181 amino acids. The transcript has 4 exons.